Drosophila busckii is the source of this 3640-nucleotide messenger RNA. It is a transcript of the gene Oseg1, whose product is annotated as intraflagellar transport protein 122 homolog. The transcript is spliced from 11 exons. Gene Ontology annotation, biological process: intraciliary retrograde transport; protein localization to cilium; non-motile cilium assembly. The coding region runs from base 66 to 3575 and encodes 1169 amino acids. Gene Ontology annotation, cellular component: non-motile cilium; intraciliary transport particle A. Lineage: Eukaryota; Metazoa; Arthropoda; Insecta; Diptera; Drosophilidae. The record is from RefSeq and is a predicted model, not a curated record. Gene Ontology annotation, molecular function: protein binding.
UCCAAACAAAUUGUUAAUAAUAAACGAAAAUUAGCCGACUAUGCAGAGCAUUUAAAAGUUGAAAAAUGCGUGGCGUGCUCAAAUGGUUGGAGCGCAUUGAUUUUCAAAAUGCCAAAGAUGAGAGUACCAGUGUGCAUAGUCUUUGCUACUCACCUGAUGGCAGCCAAUUGGUGGUGGCAGCAGGUGACAGAUUGCUUAUUUAUAAUCCACACGAUGGAUCACUGCUGAAUACGCUGAAGGCGCACAAGGAUAUAGUAAAUGCAGUGGCCUAUGCCAAGGAUGGCAAACGUUUCGCCAGCGGCGCAGCCGAUAAAAUGGUAAUAGUAUGGUCACCACAGCUAGAGGGGUUGCUUAAGUAUUCACACGGCGAUUCUAUACAAUGCAUGAGCUUUAAUCCUGUAUCGCAUCAUUUGGCCAGCUGCUCCAGUUCGGAUUUUGCCUUUUGGUCGGCGGAUCAGAAGGCAGUGCAAAAGUAUAAAAUAGGCUCACGUGUAAAUGGCUGCGCCUGGACAAAUGAUGGGCAAUAUUUAGUGUUGGGUCUGGCCAAUGGUGCUAUAUCCAUACGCAAUAAGCUAGGCGAGGAGAAGAGUCGCAUUGAUCGUCCUGGAGGUGCCAGCUGCUCUGUGUUUAGUGUGCAGUGCUGUCCAGCGACUGGCGCAGGCGCUCUGGAUACCAUAGCAGUAGCGGAUUGGGGUCAGACCUUGUCGUUUCACACGCUCAGCGGACAGAUGAUAGGCAAGGAGCGUGCACUGGGGUUCGAUCCGCUUUGCAUGCAGUAUUUUCCCAAUGGCGAAUUCCUUGUUGUUGGCGGCUGCACGGGCCAGUUGCAGUUUUUCACGCGUGAAGGCGUGCGCUUGGGCACGCUAGGCGAUACCUUCGACUCCUGGAUUUGGUCAGUGGCGCUGCAUCCGAGUGGGCAAUCAUAUGCAUUGGGCUGCCAGGAUGGCACACUAGUAUGCUUUAAUAUAGCGUCCAGCACAGUGCACGCUCUGUAUCGGGAACGUUAUGCCUUUCGCGAGAACAUGUGCGAUGUCAUAAUACAGCAUUUGAUGACGGGACAAAAGGUGCGUAUUAAGUGUCGCGAUCUGGUGCAAAAGAUUGCCAUCUAUAGAAACAGACUGGCUGUGCAGCUGCCGGAGCGCGUGGUGCUAUAUGAGCUAAGCUCGACAGAGGAUCAGCCCAUGCACUAUAAAGUCAAGGAGAAGAUACAACAAAAGUUUGACUGCAGUCUGCUUGUGGUCUGCGGCUUGAAUAUAGUGCUCUGCCAGGAGAAGCGCUUGCAGUGCUUGGACUUUGCUGGUGAACUGCAGCGCGAGUGGCUAAUGGAUUCAUUUAUUCGUUAUAUCAAAGUAACAGGCGGUCCGCCAGGACGCGAAGGUCUUAUGGUGGGCCUAAAGAAUGGCCAGGUGUUUCGCAUAUUUCUGCACAAUGCCUUGCCGCUGCUUAUAACCACAGCGGUGUCAGCGGUGCGUUGCCUGGAUAUCAAUGCCAAUCGCAGCAAGAUUGCAGUAGUGGAUGAUGUUGGGCGUCUGGUGGUGCGUGAUCUAUUCAACGACAACAUACUCUAUCAAGAUACGGGCGUUAACAGCGUUACCUGGAACACACAUUUGGAUAGCAUGCUUUGUUAUACGCACACCACGGGCGGCUUGAGCGUGCGCGUGGGCAACCUACCACCCAGAUCACCACAGAACAUGCAUGGCGUAGUGGUGGGUCUCUGUGGCGCAACUGCCUUUUGUCUGCGCGGCAAUAUAAUGCACAACACGCCCUUGGCCUUGGGCGCUACCAUGUGGCAGUUCAUCGAGGCAGGACUGUUUGAGGAAGCGUAUCAGGUAGCCUGUCUGGGCGUCACCAGCAGCGACUGGGAAGGUCUAGCCCAAUCUGCCUUGGAGGCAAUGCACAUCAACAUUGCCCGCGAUGCUUAUGUCAAGGUGCGCAAUUUGCCUUGGCUGCAGCUCAUCAGUGAACUGCGCGAGCAGCAGCAACGCAGCGCUGCGCCCAAGGAGGUGCUGCUGGGAGAGACUUGCGCCUUUGCUGGCAACUUCAAGGAAGCAGCGCGUCUCUUUCUCAAAGGUGCGCAGACACAAAAAGCGUUGGAAAUGUAUACGGAUCUGCGCAUGUUUGAUUUGGCGCAAGAGUAUCUCAAAGAUGGCAGUGAACAGGAUAAGCGUGAACUGGUGCGCAAGCGUGCCGAGUGGGCUUACUCUGUCAAGGAGCCACGCGCAGCGGCUGAGCUGCUACUAUCCGCCGGCGAGCAUCAAAAGGCCAUUGAUAUUGUAGCCGAGCAGGGCUGGGCGGAUGUCUUGUACGAUAUUGGCCGACGUUUGAGUCUCAGCGAGCGCGAUGCUUUGGUAUCGGUGGCGCAAAAUCUAAAAACGUUGAAAGCCUUGCCGCUGGCAGCAGGGAUGUUCAAGAAGCUGGGCGAUGAAGCGCAGGUGGUGCAGCUGCAUGUGGAAGUGCGCGACUGGCCGGAGGCGUUUCGUUUGGCAGAGGCUUUGCCGGAAUUGCUGCCGUCUGUGCACUAUCAGCAUGCCCAGUGGCUGGCCGAAACGGAUAAGUUUAUUGAAGCGCAUCAGGCUUAUCUAAAAGCGGGUCGCACUAAGGAUGCCAAUCGUCUGUUAAAACAGCUAAGCAAUGCUGCCAUAGCUGAGGAGCGUUAUUUGGACGCCAGCUACUUUUACUGGCUGCUGGCCAAGCAAUAUUUGGAUAUCUAUCAUGAAAAGUCUGAACAAAAUCCUAUUGAUCAUCAUUUACACGAGUACAAAAAUCAUUUGCGUAUAGCUAAGGUCUACUAUGCUUAUAGCGUUAUCUACAAUUAUAUGAAGGAGCCCUUUACCACGCACUCGCCCGUCAGUCUCUUCAAUGUCAGUCGUUUUAUCUUCAAUGAAGUGGAAAAUAAGGGCGCGCCCAAAGGCGUCAGCAUGUUUGCUGUGCUAUUCACAUUGGCCAAACAGGCCAAGCUGCUACAGGCCAACAAGCUUUGUCUGCUGGUUAAUAAGCGACUACAGUCACUCAAACCACCAGCUGGUGUGCAGGAACAAAUUGAUCUCAAUUUUUUAAGCAGCAAGGCCUGCAAAAGCGGCUUUAAUGAUCCCGAGGAGCUGCUGCCGCUUUGCUACAAGUGCUCCAACUAUAGUCAACAUUUGAAUAACAACUGCUGUCCGACAUGCAGACAGGAUUACAUAUUUUCCUUUGUUUCUUUUGAAAUUUUGCCUUUAGUACAAUUCUAUCCCGAGGUGGACAUAGCUGAUGCGGAGGCAGAGCGUUUGUUAUUGGCGCCCGCCAAAAAUGCUGCCGAAGCGGAUCCUUUCAAUGAGGAUGUAGCCAGCGCACUGCCUUUAAGCUUAGAUCGCAAUGCUCUGCGUGCUAUUGAUCCCAAUCAUGUGCUCAUACUCAAGCGACAGAAUAAGCAUAUACGCAAUAUUUAUUAUAGAAAUAUAUUGCCCGAUUUGCAAGUGACAUACUGCUCGGAAUGUUUGCUGCUAUUUUAUGCCGAGGACUUUGAGCUGCAAGUCCUGCAGAAGGGUUACUGUCCUUUCUGCCGCACUUCUUCGGAUAAACUCCUGGAGGACUUUUAAUAUAAAGUGCAGUUAUUUUUAGUAACUUUUUAUGUACAAAACAAGUAUUUUAUUAAUUUAUACAA